AUGUCCUCGGGUUCCAGAGGAGGCCCUCCCAUUGGCCGAGAUCGUGAUAGGGACGUGCGGUACGGGAGCGGUAGUGAUGACUACGGAAAACGAAGAAAGAAUUUCUAUAGUGGGUCUACGAGACGAGACUUCAAAUCUACAAAUUCUCCUCCCGGUCUAGAUAACUCGCCUUCUCAAGGCUCCUACCCUCCCAGAAGCGAUAAACCCCCUGCAAAUGACUAUGGCAGAUCACGAUACAGAGGCUCCAGUCUAUCUAACAGUGGCCCACUGUACGGUGGUGCUAGGCUGAGUCUAUAUGGAAAAGACUCUAGAUACAGCGGUUCGAAACCUAGUUAUGGCUACAACUCCAAAUACUACUCGGAUAGGAGUAGCGGUGGCGCCUAUGGCUCUUACAAUGCUAGUAAACGAGACCCUAACAGUGAAUACUACGGAUACUCCUCUUCAGGAAGAGACUUCCGUGAAAGAGAUCCUAGAGACUCUAGAGAUAUCAGAGACUCCCGUGAACACCGUGAGGUUUGGGACUAUAAAGAUUCCACUUCCAGAGAUAUGAUCAACAACUCCAAUAUACCGAGAGAGUCGGGUCGAGACCUGUGGCGUUCCGACAGACCGAAAACAUCCCUAUCAGCAUCCGGGCCUUCCGGCAGAGCCUAUGGCUCCUCCCGCUUUAAUUCCAACAACAUUCCUGUCGCCGGCCGUAGCGCUGGCCAAGGCAGCGGAAGUCUAUCUAAUUCUGGCCCGGACUAUAAGAGAGAGAGGUAUGACUAUGACAAUGAUGAUUCGUAUGGAGGUAGAUGGAAACUGUCCUACGGUCCUAGAGAUAAAUCGCGCUCUUCCCUAAGUGGCUCUAGGCCAUACAACAACAAGGAAAAGAGAAGUGCCGGCCUUACGAACAGCUUAAGCGGGAAGAGAAGCGAUUCAUAUUACCCUUCUAGGAGUCCAGCAUAUUCAAGCAGUGGAUCUAGAUACCAAGAGCGCUAUACUGACCGUUAUUCAGAACGCCGUAACGAUUUUGAUGAUGCCAAAUCUGACUACAAUGGCAGCGUCGAUGAUUACAAUGAUGUCGAGGAGGACGGCUCUGACUAUGGUGAAAGAUCAAGGUACCGCCGCGAAGACCUGAGAGAACCUGAUGAGAGAUACCCCGAAGAUGAUGAAGAUGAAGACGAAGAACAAGAUGAUGAAGAAGAUGUAGGGGAUGUGACCACGAAAACUCAUGAGGAAGAUAGCGAUAAAGAGACGGAAUCGAAGACUACAGAUGAGAUCGAGAAAGAUGCCGAGUUGGAAGCAAAGAAGAUUUCCGAAUCAGUUGUUCACGAUUUGAAGACCAUCGAAGCGAACGAGCGCAAUGAGCAUCCAACAGGUUCGCAGGUUGAAACCCAACGUCCUGAGACUCAAGACGAGGAUUAUCUGCCUAGGGAUAAAAUUGCUUCAGCUGAACCAGAAGCUAAUGACGUGAAGAUCAAAGAUGAAGCCAUUCCUGCCAACGUCGGUUAUGUCCACCCAAAGCCUGCUCUUGAAGAAAAGCCGGCUGUGGAUCCAUCAACAAUUAGGUCCAUCGAAAGCUUAAAGCUGGUCAAGGUUUCAUCCGAAGAGCUCGAUACCAUAGAUUAUCCAGAAGGCUGCUUUGCCCCACUUACAGAACUCGAUACAAAGCUACAAACGUUGAAGAUUGAAUUUGCUGUCGCCAAAGAACAAAACCAUGAUGAAAGUUUCCUCCGAUUCACUUUAGCGAAGCCAUUGACCAAUCUUCAAGACUAUCCUUUCUUUGAGCAAAAUUUAGCACAAUUUGCCUCAAAGUUCCAACGCAUCAAGGACAUCUUCAAUCGCCGGGACCGUGAUGUGAAAAAGAAGCGUCUUGCUUUGUGGAUCAGGUAUAAUACCUUGGAGAAGGAGAAUGAUAAGAGACGCAAGAAACUUGAAGAGCAGCUCAAAAUCAUCCAUCCUCCAGACGACGAUUUUAGGAAGGAGCUCGAAUCCAUUGAUAUCCGCCCAAAGAACAACGACACAGUUCCAGACGCCCAAUCUCCAACAGAACCUCAACCACAACCAGGUAGACGUGGUCGUCGUCACGGAGACUUGGUAACUACAGAAGCUGAAUUCCAGGAAAUUUUGAAGAGCUUGGAGAAUGAGCAAAAUGAAGACCCAUUGAGUAAAGCUCAGCGUGUGUCUGCCACUAUCCCUGAUCUUAUUCUCGAUCCUAUCGAACGUCAGAGCUUCAUCUUCAUGGAUUCGAAUAAUAUCGUGCAUGAUAAAGAAACGUGGGCCAGUCGUGUUAAAACUGACUUCAUGGAUAAUUUCACUGAAAAGGAACACGAUGCAUUCUGUGAAGCAUUCUGUCGUGCUCCUAAACGCUUUGGUGAGAUUUCUAGAAUUAUUGGUGGAUUAAGAACUGCUGAAGAAUGCGUGGUGCAUUAUUAUAUGACAAAGAAAGCCGUUAAUUACAAGUACUUGGUAUCUCAGUUCAAAAAGCGCUCCGCAAGAAAGCCUUCUAGAAGAAAGGCCAAACUCAAGGAACAAGAAGCGUCCUCAUCUACUGCAACCGAUACUGCUCCUGUGGAAGCUACUGAUAGCGGUAGAGAUACCGAGUCAGGAUUGACUCCAGAUAUCGGUGGUCCAACGCUCGAAUUGGCUGAGGAGGUCAGACGCAAGCGUGGAGUUGAGGCCGUUGAUUACGCCGAGCGGACAACAACAGAAGAAGGGAUUGAAGCCCCACCAAAGAAGAAGACAAGAAGACGGAGGGAGGAGGAAGUACACCUCCCAAGCACUGACUCUUCGCAGCCUGACGUCCAUGGUCAAAUGUCUACUGAUGGGUCCUCUCAACUUCCUCCUGGAUUGUCGAGUCCAUCGGCUGAUCGCCUGGCAAAUGGAAGUUUAUCUGACGACAAGCGUAAGGCGAUUACCAGCUACUGGAGUAUCACUGAAGUCAACGAUUUCCCACGCAUGCUUGCUUCCUUUGGCUCCAAGUGGUCGCUCAUUGCCCAAAAGCUCAAUACAAAGACUGCUACCAUGGUGAGAAACUAUUACCAAAGAAACGCCGAAAAGAACGGAUGGCAGCAGAUCGUCUUGGAUGCGGACGGAAGACUCGGCCAGGGUGUUGGGGACCCACAUUCUCAUAUCUCCAACGUUGACGCUACCAUUGUUGUCAGGCCCCAGAGAAGACCUGAAGAGUACGGACGCAGACCAGACGAGCAAUACAAUGGAACUUAUGAAACCCAUGCUCCAAAGUUCUCGGAUGUGCCAGUUGGUACUUUCCAGCAUCCUUUCCCAGCAGUUCCGCCAAAGAGAGCAUCUGUGGGCUCCUUGCUUUCCGGUCCUCCUCCAGUCAUGUAUGAACCAGCUUCCCAGCCUCCACAUUUUCCAGGUGUUUCAUCUGCUCCUUCGGCUGCCUCACAACAGCCUGUUCAUCACACAGCUCCAGUUCUUCCAGCUCCAGUGCUGCAACCAGCCAAACAUGGAGGAGUCAAACCAUCCAUCAUGAGUCUUCUCAAUGCCGAUUCCGCAGCUCUGCCUCCACCUUCCGGACCUCCACCACAACCAUACAAUCCUCAGCCUGCUACGAGUGCCCCAGCGCCGGCGCCGGCGCCCGCCCCAAGGCCUGGAAACCUUGCCUCGUUGCUUAAUGCAUCCUCGUCGCCAGUCAGGCCUCCUGAAACUAGUCAGAGCAAGCCGGAGCCAUCUGCUCCACGCAAGAACAGCAUCAAGUCUCUUUUGCAUGACCUGUGA
Messenger RNA from Candidozyma haemuli, 3720 nucleotides. It is a transcript of the gene SNT1, whose product is annotated as Snt1p. The coding region runs from base 1 to 3720 and encodes 1239 amino acids. Lineage: Eukaryota; Fungi; Ascomycota; Pichiomycetes; Serinales; Metschnikowiaceae. Gene Ontology annotation, biological process: regulation of transcription by RNA polymerase II. Gene Ontology annotation, cellular component: Set3 complex. The record is from RefSeq and is a predicted model, not a curated record. The transcript has a single exon.